UUGGACGAACACGAACGCAACUUCCUUAGCCAACGUCCUGAACUCGCCGAGCCCCAUUGUCUAAGUAAACGUUCCAACUGCAGCCUCUGCCUUGACGUGUGCCGGUGGUCCCGUCAGAAAACCACAACUUGCGAAUCGUCAUGUGGCGCUCUUGGACUUUACUUCUAUUUAAUUUUACAGGAAAGUGUAUUCAAAGCCUUUCCAAACAGUCCAAUCGAGAUUCAUCGUCAAACUUGCCUGGACGCCUGUACUUUUUCCUAUGCCAGUUACAUUGAACGGGCCUCUGUAGUGAGCGGAAUUUUGUCCGCGUCUUGUCCAUUGCCCUCCAGUUGGCCUGAGGGCUCCGGCUGUCAACACCAUCGGCGCUGCACUACCGACGCGGACUGCAGUCACACCGUCAUUGCCAAGUGCUGUCGAGCCGACGCCUGUCACGCAGACGGGAGUCUGGGCAUUCGAGAACACCACUCGUCGUCAACGCUGUAUCGGCUCGCUCGAGAGGGUCGUCCGCCAGCUCUCAGUCGGCAGACGCCCCCGCUGGGCUUCUGCAUGCAAGUCACUAACGACACUGUCUUUGCGUACAGAGGUGUGCCCCCGGUACCCGGUCGACCCACAGUUCGCCAGACUGCUAUGAUUCCGGGCGAGCAGGAGGUCUAUCAGCUGGAAUUGGACUGGCCCGAUUACUAUAACAUGAGCAAGUCGGUCGACUCACCAGAAUGGAAUUCUUCUGCCGUCUUCCUUGUCCAAGUUCGCCUUUUUCGCGAUCUGAGCGGUUCCUUGAUUGGGGAAAAUGGGGGAUUAGGCGAUGAAAUACUACAAGAAGAGCUGUUCAGCGAGUGGCGCAGCCUAGUUUGGACCACAAAAGUUGGCGCUGUUCUCUCAGACCUCAGUCCUGGAACUUGGUAUCAGUUCCGUUUGAAGGCGGCUUCUGGAGCGGGGUUCGGGGGUAACGGCCGCCCCAGUCGACCUGUCAGGGUGGUAACCCUGCCUGAGGCUCCUCGUAACCUCACUGAAACAAAUUCGCGGAUAUAUUCCAAAAAGGUCGAAGUUAAACUGCACUGGGAAUCACCGAUCUACAGAAGUGUCCCAAUAAGGUUCUAUCGAGUGAGCUGGAAGAAAAACACCCUAUCACAAGUGGACGAUAGCUCCUUGAGCGAGUACGAGGCCAAGGUUCCCAAAACAGUUUUGACGUACACUCUGCAGGAUCUGGAACCCGGCACUGUCUAUAAGGUUCAGGUCACCGCGGUGGCAGUUGUAGACGGCAAGGAGUGGUCAAGCCUUCCGGUAACCCGCUUCAUCAAGACCAUUCCGCUCCCUUCCAAAGGGCACUCAUACGGUGCUCAACCACAGUUCUACAAUUCGGAAGGCAGAAGUUGUCAGUGUGGUGAUUCUCCCGAAAAUCGAAAUUUCAUCCAUCCAGCAUUUUUUGAAGAUGGCAAUUUAAAAACCCACCUCACAAUACCUCGUCAUUUCUGUAAGGACAAUUGUGUUACCAUUGACAGUGGACACAAGCGAAUAAACGAUUUUUGUAUUCUAGUGGCACAGCACUUUGGGGAGAGCGUCAAAGAUACAACUAUCUUCCACCUCCUUUGGUAUCCACACGUCUGCAUCGAAACACAAAAUUCCAAAAUGGGUCUCCCCAGUACCCCUACUAUGGUCACUGUCUAUACGGCAACUCUCAGCAGCAUGAAUUUAGAGGACCUCAGAUUUCAAUGUCAUUACAAAUUGCAACUUCGGAUUGCUGAGGAACCUCUACCAAAGGUGCCGAAAAAGUCCCUCGAGCUGUGUUUCUGCACGCCUUCUUGCACGGAAGUUGCUGUUAAAUCUGGUCCGAGUCCUAGGAAUUGUUCUUAUGCGGAUAUCCUUAUACCACAUCAACCGGUCGACGUUGGUUAUCAAUUAUUCCCCACCGAGACAAUUCAGCGGCAUCCUAUCAAGUCAGGUGGUGUAGUCUCUUCCUCACAAUCGGAAACGAAACCUGUUUUCUCCGUCCACAAUUCCUUCAAGACCGGUUCAAGCCAGCAGCCCGGUUUCGAUGCCAUUAUCUUUUGGAAACCCCAUCCGGAGAUGAUAGUUUCUAGAGUCCCCGGGCGGUACACCAAAUAUGCUGAUAUGGCGGCACGGUCUCCAAUUGAUGCUCGUCUCCAAUCAAGGGGCUACAGAGUGAUUUGGGGACCUCGCCUGGUUGAGCCAAUUGAACCAGGGAUGUAUAGCAACGGAAUUGCCCCCCAGCUAGAUCCUGAGCGGGCAGAGUCUAAAGUUGUUGACUCGAAAGUUUAUAAUGUGAUAUUGAGGAAUUUGGAGCCAGACACGCUGUAUAUAGUUCAAGUUCAAACGAUUGGCGUCCAUGGAGAUAGUCCAGUGAACGCCGUCUUCUUCACAACUCCUAGUAAGUCCUCUCACAAAGACGACCUCGAGUGGGACUGGGAAUUCGCACGCGCUGAGCUAAGCUGCUGA
Molecule: messenger RNA, 2454 nt
Organism: Mesocestoides corti
Lineage: Eukaryota; Metazoa; Platyhelminthes; Cestoda; Cyclophyllidea; Mesocestoididae
Source: the annotation of a GenBank genome assembly